CACCAUCUCCUCCUGCUCAUCCUCCUCGACGUCAACAUGCCUGACAGCCAUACGCGCGCCGACCUCCCCAAAGCAGUCCUCUACUCCUGGCCAGUAAGCGUCUGGUGUUCAGUCCCGAGGCUCGCACUAGUAGAGAAAGGUUACGGCUCAGAGGAGAUAAUCAUCAAGGCCGUCGACAUCUCCAAAGGAGACCAGUUUAGCACCGCCUUCCUCAGGCUUAACCCCCAUGGGACGGUGCCUACGCUUGUUGUACCGCUCGAGCGCAGCCUGGGGCCGGAUGAGGAGAGCCAGUUCCGGGCAUUGAGGGACUCGGUCACUAUUACAGACUUUAUCGACUCCUCCCGCUCUCCGCUCAGCAAGACGAACACUACUUCCUCCGCCCCUGCGCCCUCCCUGUCCCCAGCGACGAUCGAGGGGUCCAACAUCAGCAAAGCGAUCAUCUCCCUGCUGCACGACUCGAAGGGCGCGGACCCGAACUUCCUCAAGCGUUCCGCUCGUACCCCCGCCGAGCUCCAGGCUGGCAAAGCCGUCAACACUGCCCUUUUCGCUAAUCGCCAGGAAGCGAUCGAGGCCUCCCUCUCCGAGCAGCCCGAGGGGGUGACCAGCAAGCUCCGCACUUUCCUCGAAGGGAGGAGCGAGUCGAACAAGGUCUCGCUCGAUAUCUGGUCCAAGGGGGCCGAGAGCGUGCACGCGAAGGAGUUCAUGGAGAGUAGUAAAACGCUCUGGGAGGUCACUCUACCCGACACGUUCAAGAAACUCGACGAGCUCAUCAUUGGCCCCUUCUGUCUGGGUGAUCAGCUGAGCGUCGCUGACCUGCAUCUUGCUGCCUGGCUGGCGCGUGCGGUCAGCGUCUGCGGAGGGACGGCGAAAGCAGAAGAUGUGGAAAAAGUGGAAGAGAAGAUCGGUUUGCAGGAAUUCAAGAUUGGCCAAAAGGUGAAGAUGUUCUGGGCGGCGAUGAUCGUCCGUCCUAGCUUUAAGGCUGUCUAUCCUGGCGGAGUUCUGCAUUGAUCACUGAGUAGGAACGAAUAAAAAUAAAUGUAC
Messenger RNA from Dacryopinax primogenitus, 1041 nucleotides. RefSeq lists its product as uncharacterized. The record is from RefSeq and is a predicted model, not a curated record. NCBI's taxonomy places the organism in Eukaryota, Fungi, Basidiomycota, Dacrymycetes, Dacrymycetales, Dacrymycetaceae. The coding region runs from base 37 to 1008 and encodes 323 amino acids. The transcript is spliced from 5 exons.